This is a messenger RNA of Esox lucius (northern pike), 1262 nucleotides long. RefSeq lists its product as uncharacterized. The transcript has 4 exons. NCBI's taxonomy places the organism in Eukaryota, Metazoa, Chordata, Actinopteri, Esociformes, Esocidae. The coding region runs from base 247 to 1251 and encodes 334 amino acids. Gene Ontology annotation, molecular function: protein tyrosine kinase binding; MHC class II protein binding. Gene Ontology annotation, cellular component: membrane raft; external side of plasma membrane. The record is from RefSeq and is a predicted model, not a curated record. Gene Ontology annotation, biological process: positive regulation of ERK1 and ERK2 cascade; T cell activation; interleukin-15-mediated signaling pathway.
UGAACAUGACAGAAUUGAUGUAUUUGGAUCACUUGAAUUAAUCAUUGUGUUUAUUUAGACAGCAUUUUAAAUAGCAGGUUCUGUGUCAACAUGUAUAGUAUCUGAGGAACAAACAGAUGUUGUAUAAUUCCCCCCUUAAAAAAGUAGAGGGCAUUAGCCAAUCAAGUAGUGACGUCUGAGUAUGAACAAGUUAAACCCAACAACACACUGAACCGAGGAUCAAGCUGUUACAGAUACAACAUUGAAAUGGCUGGGGUCCAUCACACUCUCAUUCAACUGCUGAUCCUAAAGCUUCUAAAUACAGGUGUCUUUGGAGAAUCAUCCUCUACAUAUAUGUAUAACAUCUUGGGGGAUGAUGUCAAUAUGCCCUGUAAGAAUUUGGUUUAUCCAGUUAACUGCAACUCAGUUGGAUGGAUUCAUUUAAAAACUGGGUCUCGUAAUGCUUUUCAAGAAGUCUCUGAAGGGAAGGUGAGAGUUGAAUCAAACAGAGCAGAGAGACUGACAGUGAAACCUGACUGUUCUCUAACAGUUCAUAAUGUCACCUCUGAGGAUGUGGGAAAAUACAGGUGUCAAACUGGAAACAUUGAUUCACUUACACAUCUGUCUCUUCUCACCAUCUCCUCAUCCACACCAGAGUCAGAUCUGAAGCCUGAUUAUCCACUAACAUUGCGGUGUACUCUGCAUACGCCUCUUGGACCUGGAAUGUGUAGAUAUGGAGAAUUGGAUAAAAUAAGUCUGGGAUGGGUGGAUCAGACAGGUGCUGAUCUACAGGAUGUCUCCAGAUACCAUUUCACAGUCCAUUCUACAUGUGACAUCACUCUGGAAGUAACACUCCAGAGGGAGGACAUCAACAGGAGGUGGACGUGUCAGCUGACUGACAAGGGAAAAGUGAAAACCUAUAUUUACUUCCACUCCACAUUGUCAGGUGUCUUUGGAGAAUCAUCCUCUACAUAUACGUAUAACAUCUUGGGGGAUGAUGUCAAUAUGCCCUGUAAGAAUUUGGUUUAUCCAGUUAACUGCUCCUCAGUUGGAUGGAUUUUUGCCAAAAUUGGGCUUCUUAAUGCUAUUCAAGAAGUCUCUGAAGGGAAGGUGAGAGUUGACUCAAACAGAGCAGAGAGACUGACAGUGAAGCCUGACUGUUCUCUAACAGUUCAUAAUGUCACCUCUGAGGAUGUGGGAAAAUACAGGUGUCAAACUGGAAACAUUGAUUCACUUACACAUCUGUCUCUUCUCACCAGUGAGUAUUUCUGAUGAUAGUCAAG